Molecule: messenger RNA, 2493 nt
Organism: Lycium barbarum (goji berry)
Lineage: Eukaryota; Viridiplantae; Streptophyta; Magnoliopsida; Solanales; Solanaceae
Exons: 1
Coding region: 760-2292 (510 amino acids)
Source: RefSeq, a predicted model, not a curated record
UUGCCUUCUCUAUAUUUGUGUUUCUUGAUUUUUUUUUCCCUUCAUUUCCCAUGUAAGUUUAAGGGUAAAUUCCUUAGAGAGUAAAGUUGAAAGUAGAAAAAAACAAAAAAAUGGUAAGGGUCAUUGAUUCAUCAGAGUGUCCUAGUGUUUGUGGUUUCUUGAUUGUUGAAGCUUAUCCUAAAAGGUACUCUUCCAAGAUCCCUUCUGAUUUAGUACUUUUUUUAGGCCUUGGUUUCAUAGAUUGGUAAUCUUAUAUAUACAUUUGGAGUUGUUGAUACAAUCAAAAGAUACACAAAAAUAUAUAUAUAUAGUUUUCUGUUAUUAGAGGUGAAAAAAGAUACAAAUUUUAUGUAGGAUUUGGGGGAAAUAAAGACUAUGGGUUUUACAAGAUUUGUUCAGUUUGUUUCACUUGUUUUUGGAGGGUUUAAUGAGAUUCUUGGGUUAGGGCUGGAUAUAGUUUUCAUCUAGUUUUUUUGUUUUUUUUUUUUUUUUUUCUAGCUUUUUUUGACUUUUAUAGCAGUUUCUUGAUAUUUUUCUAUCUGGGGUUUUGAGGGUUUGUAAGUUAUGCGACUGUGAAUGUUGUUUUUGGGACUAGUAUGAUGGAUGUGUUCUUUGUAAAGAUCAAUUCUUUGUCAAAAAAGUUCCUGUGGGUACUUAAAUAUUGGAGCUAGCAUUAGCAAGUAGAGUCCCUAAUUUCAAGGGGAGAAAUUUGUACUGCUUACCUACUCAAAAAAAGAAAAAGGGGGACAAAUUUGUGAAAUGGUAGAUACUCUUCUUACAACACUGUUAAUGGAGAAUAAUCAUCACCCUUCAACCCUUUUGUCCAUGGAUUCCAGUGCUUCCUCUUCACAUGAUGAAUUAGACCUUGAGAUGAAUCGCCAAGUGGUUAUAGCUCGUCCCCCGGACAUCAAUUUGCCCUUAUCUGUUGAGCGUAGCUCGCCAACUCAGCCGUGGAACACUGAACAUUGCGAUAUUCUUGAUGUCGGGCUUGGGACCCACCAGAUCUAUGAAACCGAAACUUUCCUUAGUGUCGUGCCAAAAGUAGGGAGGAAAUGUGUGAAACGUGUAGAUAGCAUUUGGGGCGCGUGGUUUUUCUUUAGUUUCUAUUUUAAGCCUGUUUUAAGCGAGAAAUCUAAGGCUAAGAUGAUCCGGGACAGUAAUGGAGUUUCCGGUUUUGAUAAAUCUGAUCUCAUGCUCGAUGUUUUCAUGGUUCAACAUGAUAUGGAGAAUAUGUACAUGUGGGUAUUCAAGGAUAGACCUGAGAAUGCAUUGGGUAAGAUGCAAUUAAGGAGUUACAUGAACGGGCAUUCUCGACAAGGGGAACGUCCAUUUCCGUUUAGUGCUGAUAGGGGUUUCAUUCGAUCCCAUAGGAUGCAAAGGAAGCAUUAUAGAGGCUUAUCGAAUCCUCAGUGUGUUCAUGGGAUCGAGAUUGUGUCGUCUCCAAAUCUCAUGGUUCUUGAUGAAGAGGAGCGGAAAAGAUGGAAGGAACUUACGGGUAGGGACUUUAAUUUCACUAUCCCACCGGAAGCUAGUGAUUAUAGUACGUGGAGAAACCUCCCCAACACCGAAUUUGAGCUUGAGAGGCCACCUCCAGCGAUAAAGAGUAAUCCACAUUCCAACAACUCGAAGAAACUGCUUAAUGGUUCUGGACUUAAUUUGUCAACUCAGCCGUCGCCCAAUCAUAGCAACGGAGACGCGAUGGACCUACUACCUGCUGUCAACGGCAAAAGGAAAAAGGACUUCUUCUCAAAUGGAAAUGAAGAAGAGUGUUAUCUGCAAGUAAAUCCUCCUUCCUAUCAAAUUCCAGACUUGGAAAUUCACCCAAAUGAACCGCAUUGGUUAAAUGAAUUUAGUGGAGUGAUGAGGGAUGCUUAUGGGCCGGUCACAGCUGCAAAAUCCAUCUACGAAGAUGCUGAAGGUUAUUUGAUCGUAAUCAGUUUACCAUUUGUAGAUCUUCAAAGAGUGAAAGUUUCAUGGCGGAACACGCUCGCACAUGGGGUAAUCAAGGUGUCUUGUUUGAGCACAUCUCAAAUUCCAUUCAUCAAGAGACAGAAUAGGACUUUCAAGCUUGAUGUUUCAUCCUCGGAACACUGUCCUCCAGGAGAGUUUGUCAGAGAAAUCCCUCUUCCAGCCAGAAUUCCUGAAGAUGCUAAAAUUGAAGCAUAUUAUGACGGAUCAGGAACAGUGCUCGAGAUAUUGGUGCCAAAAGUCCGCGAGGGGCUAGAAGAAGAACAUGAAGUUCGGGUUUGUCUCCGUCCUCACCUUGUCGGAAACGACCUCAUGUUGACUUAGACGCUUAGGGAAAUGUAUAAUGGGUGGUUGUUAGGGCUGGUGUUUCAUUCAGCAUUGACUUUGUAUUAUCUAUAGUGUGGUGUUAUGGAACUGAUUAUGAUCUUAUGUUCCAUUCUUACACACUAAAUCUUGUGGUUGAUAGUUCUUAUCUUGGCUAGUUUUUAUUGGAACAGUAUUUGCUAUGAAAUUUCAGUUGUUUUA